Messenger RNA from Amborella trichopoda, 2416 nucleotides. Its product is annotated as propionyl-CoA carboxylase. Lineage: Eukaryota; Viridiplantae; Streptophyta; Magnoliopsida; Amborellales; Amborellaceae. The record is from RefSeq and is a predicted model, not a curated record.
UAUAGUCUCGCUCAUCCACUUGAUCUAAUAUUGCUUUUUUCAAAUUUUCUCAAAUUGAAUGACGUGAUCUAAUGUUACUUUUUUCAAAUUUUCUGAAAUUUAAUGUGUGUUGUUAUUAUUAUUAUUUUUUAAAUUUCUGUAAUUUGUUAUUGUUUUGGGAUAGUUUAACAAGGUCCAAAAAUCACAUCCCUGUAUAAUUUGUUGUUAGAGAAAAUCACAUCCCUAUAUAAUUUGUUGUUAGCCAAGUUAUCUCUCUCUGUGCAUUUUGAUGCAUUUUAGAAACCCAACAUGCAGUUUUGAGCCAAAACAAUCAGAAAACAUGAAAGCCCACAUGGAUGACUGUGUAGACAACUGCGAAAUCAAGCUGAGAGAGAAUCCACAAAGGCACAAGGACAAGAUUUACAUAGGUUGUGGAGCUGGGUUUGGGGGAGACAGGCCUCUGGGUGCUCUUAAAUUGCUUGAAAGAGUCAAAACAUUGGACUAUCUUGUUAUUGAGUGUUUGGCAGAGCGCACGCUUGCUGAUCGAUACCAAAUUAUGAUGUCUGGUGGUGAUGGCUAUGAUUCUCGCAUUUCUGAUUGGAUGCAUUUGCUUCUUCCAUUGGCUGUUGAGAGAGGAAUCUGCAUAAUUACCAACAUGGGUGCAAUGGAUUCACUUGGUGCACAAGAAAAAGUUCUCAAUGUAGCCAGCAAUUUGGGCCUUUCUGUUACUGUUGCUGUUGCUUAUGAGUGCAAUCAGCUCGAACCAGGGUCAGCAGUUUCAUCCACAAGAUCCGGUGACAUGCUGGGUGGAGUUAGCACUUACCUUGGGGCAGCUCCUAUUGUACAUUGCCUGGAGAAGUAUAAACCAGAUGUUAUCAUAACUUCACGGGUUGCUGAUGCCUCUUUAUUUCUUGGUCCAAUGGUAUAUGAGCUAGGAUGGAACUGGAAUGAUUUUGAUCAACUAGCUAGAGGAUCUCUAGCAGCACAUCUUCUUGAGUGUGGUUGUCAGCUCACUGGGGGUUAUUUCAUGCAUCCAGGUGACAAGUACAGAGAUUUCUCUUUCCAAGAGCUUCUGGAUAUGUCCCUUCCAUAUGUGGAAGUUGGUUAUGAGGGAGAUGUUUGUGUUGCUAAAGCAGAAAAUAGUGGAGGUGAGAUAAGUUGUAGCACUUGUGCAGAACAACUUCUUUAUGAGGUUGGAGAUCCCAGUGCUUAUAUUACUCCUGAUGUGGUUGUGGAUUUUCAAAAUGUCACUUUCCGCCAGUUGUCAAAAGAUAAGGUUCUUUGUGCUGGGGCAAGAGUCUCCAGUGUCAAGGCCCCAGAAAAGCUUCUUCAGUUGGUCCCAAGGGACUCUGGUUGGAAAGGUUGGGGAGAGAUAUCUUAUGGAGGGCAUGGAUGCGUAAAGCGUGCUGCUGCUGCUGAGUUUCUUGUUAGAUCUUGGACGGAAGAAGGAUUAUCUGGUGUUCAGGAUCGUAUCAUUUCAUAUGCCAUUGGAGUAGAUAGCCUGAAGGCAAGUAGCAUACACGACCGCAAUUUGUCCAUGGAAAACUAUAUGGAUAUUAGAUUGCGCAUGGAUGGGCUGUUUGAAUUGAAAGAGCAUGCUCUUCAUUUCAUCAAAGAGUUUCUAGCUCUCUAUACAAAUGGACCUGCAGGUGGAGGGGGAAUCAGCACGGGGCACAAGAAGGAGGUGAUUCUUCAAAGAGAACAGGUCCCACGUGAAUCUGUAUUUUGGCGCACAAAUGCAAAACAAUAUGAAAUUUCACUACUUCCUGCUAAAGGUCAGAUGUAUCUUGAGAAAGCUCAUCUUGGUACCCAUUCUCUUGUGCUACCCAUGACACUAAACUAUCGCUCUAAUGCUUUCAUGGAGUUGUUCCCUAAAAAAGAUGGUCCUCUUGAGCUGCCACACCCAGCUCCAUCUAAUCAAGAGAUAUCUCUAUAUGAUAUAGCCCAUAGCAGGGCUGGGGAUAAAGGAAAUGACUUGAAUUUCUCUCUCAUUCCUCACUUUCCCCAGGAUAUUGAAAGGUUGAAGGUGGUCAUAACCCCAAAAUGGGUGAAGAGUGCAGUCUCACCUCUAUUUAACACCUCCUUAUUUCUCUCUGCCGAGACCAAACAAGAAAGAAACAGUUGGGUUGAUGAACAUUUAAGUGUAGAGAUUUAUGAAGUCAAAGGAAUUCAAGCUCUAAAUGUUGUGGUUCGGAAUGUUCUAGAUGGGGGGGUCAAUUGUUCUAGAAGGAUUGAUCGCCAUGGCAAGACAUUCUCAGAUGUUAUACUGUGUCAUCACAUCGUGUUACCUCCAUGAUCUCAGGCCAUUCUAAUUACACUUUUCCAUAUAUAGUCCAAUGGGCUACACAGGAAAAUAGUCUAUUGGGGUAACGACAGUCCAAUGACAUGAUGGAUGCCCGGGUCCCUGUCCCUCUCUCUCUCUCUCUCUCUCUCUCUC